This is a messenger RNA of Magallana angulata, 5130 nucleotides long. RefSeq names its product VWFA and cache domain-containing protein 1-like. The record is from RefSeq and is a predicted model, not a curated record. NCBI's taxonomy places the organism in Eukaryota, Metazoa, Mollusca, Bivalvia, Ostreida, Ostreidae. Gene Ontology annotation, molecular function: voltage-gated calcium channel activity. The transcript is spliced from 24 exons. Gene Ontology annotation, cellular component: voltage-gated calcium channel complex. Bases 598 to 3969 code for a protein of 1123 amino acids.
GGUAGGAAUUUUCCUUAGAAACGCUUCCUCUUCCACCAUGUUGCUAUGUACCGCAAAGGAUCAUUGGGAUAUGUAGAACUAUUUCACGCGGGUCCACAAAAUUUGUUUGAACAAUGUGCAGAUUUCAACUCGAAUUUCCUCCAUUCGUACACGUUAUCUAUGGAGUUCGCUACGCGAGCGGCGCUUCGCGCCGCCUCGCUGCGCUCGCUAAUAGGUAAAAAAAAUCCCCACUGGUCAAAUGCCUUUAAAUAGAAUGCAUACUUCUUAUUUCUCCGCUAAAAAAAUAUUUACUACAGAUCGAAGGUCAGCGCUCAAUGUGCAGGGUCCCUUAUAUCCGCGAGUCAACAUUCCACGACUGCAUGGGUAAUUUAAGGUGGCCAGUGACUUCGUUAUUGGUUACCCCUCUAGACUCACUCUCUAUGUAGCCUGGCCCUCAUCUGAUUCAGUGUAAGGAAUGACCGGUGAGGGAUACCUUUAAUUAUCUGUCGAGAGGGAUGGGUGAUGGAGAAUCCCCUAAUUUUAGUUCAUCUUUUGCCAGUUUAUCAAAUUCUGGGAAACACGAAUGCUUUCUACACAUUCAGCGACUAACAGAAGGUGAUGACGAUGAGAGUGCUGUUUGUGUGUCUGUUUGUGGUGAAUCACGUGGUUGUACAGAGUGCCCAGGAGAUCAAAGGCGAAAUUUUAGCUAAAGAAUUGGAUAAGGUAGCGGAUUCCGUGGGGUGGUCAUUUCUGCAGAAUGAGUACAACAAUCUGAGGUACCGGGAGACGAAUAUUGAUGGACAGAAUCGUGUUAGAGAGAUUGCAGGUAAAAUCGGGGGACGAAUGAUUGAAGUGGACAAUGCCUUAAAGAGGCUGAAGGAAGCUGUAGAGGAGGACCAGCUGUCGUCUAUUGAGGCUCCUCAGGACUGCUGUGUGGACGGAAAUUACCAAGAAAACAUCCGCUUCAGAACUCAAGUGUCAGAAGCAAAUUUUUGCUAUAGUAAACCGAGCUACGUGAUUGGUAACAAUAUUCGAUACCCGUCUACCAAAGUACUGGAGGCCAUGAAGACGAACUUGAAUGUAAAGCACCUACAGUUCCAGUACAUUGGCCUGAAAUCUGGUCUUUACAUCAAUUACCCAGCCACCAAACUCACAGAUUGUGAUACGUACGAUCCACGAUUCAGACCUUACUAUGUAUCCACGACCACCUCAACGCCGCGCGACGUGGUAGUAGUGAUGGAGACGUCGGCUUCAAUAAGAGGGGAGUAUCUUUUCGAAGCAAAGCAUGCAGCCCUUACCGUAAUGGAGUCCAUGGGCGUGAAUGAUAGAUUCGGAUUGGUUGUUUUCAAUGACAUUGCAAAAACCUUGGUAGGAUGCUACGAAAAUCAACUUGUUCCAGUGACCAGUGCCACAAAAAAGAGUAUGAGGGAGUUCCUUACCUCCCAGAUAGGAGAGGGCGGGGCCAACUAUGCAGCUGCUCUACGUAAAGCUUUCAUGUUUUUUAAGUCAAGUACAGAGGGAUUAACGAGAGAUCAGAUCCUUCUGUUUGUGACUGACGGAGGAAAUUCUGGAGGAAACCCGCUUGAAGUUAUACGAGAUGAGAACCAGGCGCUACAGAAUAGAGUUCUGAUCAAUACAUAUGGCUUAGGCACGCGCUUAAGUACCGACGAUGUCAACUUGUUGAAGAAUAUGGCGGAACAAACAUUGAACAGCGACUCGUACGGAUAUAUAAAGCGAGGAAAGAUCUUCUCGAAUUUAACUUCUUCGUCCCUUCGAGAGAAAAUGGGUACCUUCUACGAUGAUUUCAGCGUCCCUUUGUCAGACUCUCCAACCUAUACACAACCCUACAAAGAUUUCUUCAUCAACGAAUCAAUCAUCACGGGCUGUUUGCCCGUGACGUUAAAUGCAGCCUUUACCGGAGUUGUGUGCGCCGAUGUUUUAGUGAGUGAAUUAGUGGCAGAGAUUUUGUAUCUAAAGCAAGAUGAAAUAUCCUAUGCAUUUAUCAUGGAUGGUAAGGAACGGACAUUGGUUCAUCCUCGACUUCCGGAUCCUCGUGACGUCACAGGAAAGAAACAAGACAUCAACAAUAUCUACAAUUUCGAGACAUCAGGAGAUGUGUUUGAGGUUAUCAACUCAAUGAAAAAGGGUUUGGAUGGAAAUAGAACUUUACAGAAAUCAAUAAUAGAAACCAGGGGCCAAACUUACUUUGAUGGCGACUCACAGCGGAUUAUAACGGCGAAUUUAUAUUGGACCCCUAUUGUAGCCCCAGGGAGCAAUCUUUCUCUUUGCAUUGUGAUGGAACAAAACAGUGAUCUCGGAAAAAUAGACGCUUUACUACAGCCAUUAGAUGGCGACUUUCUUUACCAUCGAUGGGAUUUAAACCAGUGGCCCGCUCCAUUCUGUAAACAUUUCAGUAGAUAUGCUACACAGGCCAAAUCCACCGUAAAAUUGACACCAGAUGCUUUCAAAGAGGCAUCCUCGUACACAGGAAUUACGGAAACGGAAGUUAGAGUCCGGCAGUACAAGGAAUAUUUGUCCGGAGAUCUCUUUACUAACCCAGGUCUGAAAGCAUCAGCAAUCCAAUCUAUACGGUUAACUUACCCAAUGGAAAGAUUCUGGACGACGACGUCAAGGGAGGAGGCGCCUUACUUGGUGUGGCGUUACGUCGCGACUCAAGACGGCGUGAUGAGAGUGUACCCAGGGGUGCGACUGACGGACGACUAUGAUUACAAACUUAGACCAUGGUAUCAUCGAACCGUUUCCCAGAAGUCAGUUAAUGUCAUUUCAGCUCCGUAUGAAGACUCUUGGGGAUCAGGAAGGGUCAUCUCUCUUACAAAAACCAUAUUACAAGGAUGGAAUGGAAAGAAGAUAGAAGCUGUUAUCGGUACCGACUUUUCGUUAUAUUAUUUCAAACAGAUGAUAGAAGAUAUAUAUCCGAUUUGUACGAACAAGACCAAAUACAACUGUAUUUUGAUCGACAACAGUGGUUUCCUAGUAAUGCAUCCCUUUUUCAUAGAAACAACAUCCCCAUUAGAAGGGCAGAUUCAUAUUACAUAUUUGGAGGGUAGGAUUUCCCGCUCUUUGAUUUCAAAAGGAAUAAUGUAUACACAACCCUGUAGAGACACCGAGAAUAAAAAGGAACAGUUUACUUAUAGGGUGAAGCUACCUCAAUCUUCAAAUGGGAUAGACGAUUCAUUGGAAGGUUAUCAACUACGUCCGGUGAAUGGCUCCAACGUGUUCCUUAUACUGAAACAGAGACGUCUGAACGACGAGGACAGAUGUUGUACGACAGAGUAUUUCACAUCACCUAGCUCAAUAAAAUGUGGGAGUGGACAAUGCAGUUGUCUUUGUUACAAGGAUCUAUCCUUCGACGAAUGCCAAAAUGCAUACACAGACAUGGAUGGCUUUGUUCCGUGUAGUCCACAGUUACCGACCUUGAGGUCAGUUAGUACACCGGAAGAGGAUAAAACUAGGAAUCUACCAACAUGUUUUCCCACCGACUGCUCUUGUCGGAAAACGGAGAGGGAGUGUUUCCGAACAUCAGGCUGUUCAUGGUGUACGAGUAGUAAUGAAGGAUAUCUUGUUAACGGAUUCUGUGAUCUAAAGGAAAUAUGCCCUUCUCAGCAGUGUAUCAAAGAUGAUUGCAGUCCAAAAUGUUGUGGACCAGAGUGCAAGCAAUCUCCGCAAUCAAAAGGAAAUGUUGGACUCUAUGUCGGUGUAGCAGUGGGUGUCUGUGUGCUUAUAGCCAUUGUGAUCACCGUCGCAGUUUUCUUUGUUCGGAAACGAAACAGUGAUGGACUAGACAAUCCUAAACAUAACACAUACCUUGAACCAACAAGUGGAAUUGACUUGGCCCACAUAUCCACCAUAGAGAAUGACUCUUACCACACGACUCCCACAGAGCAAGACUCUUACCAUACGAUUCCUGAUAGUCAUUUUGGUUAUAUGAAUGGUAAUUCAAACGUAAGAACUAACAUGGAAACCAGCUAGUUAUAUAUUGAGAGAAUGUGAAAUAAGUUAAGAAAGCCUCUCGAUAACAAGUGUUGUCCUGGUUUUCAGUUCUCUACAUUUAGGAGACCUUGUUGGUCAAUGCUGGACUGUAAGAGUGGGAUAAUCACAUCGCGAAGAAGAGAUGUGUUUUCCGAUAUCAGAGCUGUUCCAAAUUUGAAAGCUAAAAUGAUUGGACUAUUGUAUUACUAAUUGAUACAUCAUUGCUAAACUAUGAAUAUAAAAAAUGAUUUGGCAGGUGAUUAAUUGGUCAGCUUUUCCUAGUGUAAAAUCCUUAGAAACAAAAAUUAUUUAUUAUCUACAUUUGUCUUUUAAAUCCAUUUUUUGACUUUAUUAUAUGUAAAAUACCUUUCAGAGGAUAAAAUAAAUCAUUGUGAAAUAAUAAAUAAAAUAGCUAAUGAUGACCAAUAAAUUAGCUGUUUUUACAGUUGUUUGAGUAAAUACAAAGCAUACCACACCUACCUCUUUAAGAUCUUGUAAAGGAGGUUAGCAGUUUUGACCAAAUAACACUCUUCAUGACCUAAAUUAAAUUUUGAUAACUUUUUAAAGUUGCAGACGUUUCGUUCAUUUGAAUAAGAAUUUGUGCGUUUGGCAAACUGAAUCAGAAACAGUCAAGAAAAUGAAAGGGGUAAAAGACGUUCAUAAGUAUUUAUAUCUAAACAAGAGUAUGAUCAAUAAAUAUGUGAACGAGACUUAUUUGUAAAAUUCGAUGCCAUAUCAGGGUAACUAAGUUGAUUGAUACCAUCUCUGUUAACAUGAAUUGUUUGAUAAAUAUGAGCUGUAUUUAUCAAAAAGUUAUUUUGCUUCAAAACCAUUCUUUUGUGAUUUUGUGAUAAAUCUGUAUGUUACAAAUGUAUUUUAAACUUUCAUGCUACUGUAAAACGAGAAAAUUUGGCACAUACGUAUUUUAGCGCAAACGCAAGUGCCAGUACAUUAGCGCAAUUAUAUUUUAGUGCAUGCAUCUUUUCUUUAAAAAAGAAUACAAAAAAUGGUGUUGUUUGAUAAACGAUCACGCCCAAAAUUUAGUUCUGUGAUUUUGAUUUUGAUUUCUAUCUCGCAUGCACGGUAAACUGUCGUUGAGAACAAUACACUUACUUUUGUGUAAAUCGUUAGUAGAUAGAUAUGAAAACUUCAUUUAUUGGU